CAAGCAAGCAACAAGUCAAAGGCAAAACCAGCCCGCUCAACGCCAAGAUGCCCCUCCUCCGCAUGACCAGCAGCAUCCUCAAGGCCACCGUGGACACCCCCACGGCGCUCAACGCAGUCGCCAAGUCACUCUCGGCCACCCUCGCCGCCAGCAUCCACCCGCACCAGCAGCGCCGGCCCAAGGAGCAGCUCACGGACCGCCGCGUGCCCGAGCCGACCCGCAGUGUCCCCACCAAGAGCACUGUGCGUCCCUAAGCCUGACAACCAGCUCACCGUGUACAACAUACCCAAACGUCAAGUACAGCAGCACCCCCACGACAUGGCUGCCCUCGGUUUAUUAGCAAAAAAGUAAUGUACGCAAUACAUGACACUACCCUUUGAGUAUAAGU
Messenger RNA from Phytophthora sojae, 388 nucleotides. RefSeq lists its product as hypothetical. Lineage: Eukaryota; Oomycota; Peronosporomycetes; Peronosporales; Peronosporaceae. The record is from RefSeq and is a predicted model, not a curated record. The transcript is spliced from 2 exons. Bases 48 to 254 code for a protein of 68 amino acids.